Molecule: messenger RNA, 702 nt
Organism: Colletotrichum gloeosporioides
Lineage: Eukaryota; Fungi; Ascomycota; Sordariomycetes; Glomerellales; Glomerellaceae
Exons: 3
Coding region: 1-702 (233 amino acids)
Source: RefSeq, a predicted model, not a curated record
AUGCGGAGGCUGAACGGCUUUAACGUUGCUGUGUGGUUGUGCUUCCUACUUCUGUUCCUCUUCUACGUCACGUCUGGCUGGGAUACCGCCCAGCAUUGCUUCUUAUUGAAUGUGACGACCCUUGCCAACCAACUCUCGUGGGCCACGUUCCGGCCUGGCCAGGAUGGCUCACAGAGAAACCUCUAUGGCCACCUAUGGGGGUAUGUGAAGAGAGCGCGAAUCGCCUUGAAGGACCAAAGCCAGCAAUGGCUGACCAUUCCCGUCGAGAUUUCUGAUCCCCUGAAAUCCAUCGCCACCAAAGCUGGCGCGCAUGUGGCCACAGGCAAGGCCAUCAGCACGGGCACUGUAGGGCUCAUGGAUAGCCUAAACGGGUGGCGCGAUGCCGUUCCCGUGUAUGUCUGUCUCCAAACAAGAGGCGUCUGGCAGCUUGGAUAUCUCAACGACACGGUCGAGCUUGUGCCACAGGGGGAGCUGAACAUGUCGCAUACGCUCCAGAUCACAGCAUUGGAGAAUCUGUGGCAGGCGGCCCGGCUGGUCGUGCCCGGCCUGCCGGAGAACGUUGCGUUGGAGAUGGACAGCUCGGAUCUGGGCGCGCAUCGCCCCAUACUGGCUCUUGUGUCCGCAACUGUCGGCGGCAAGAGUCUGAGCAUCUGGCAUUGGGCCUCGUCAUCGCCGCCGCACAAGAAUAUUCCUUUUGCGUAG